AUUCAUAAAUAAACAGUUACUGUGACAUAUACAUUGGAAACGUCACGCUCCACACCGGUUACGCCUACUUGUGCGUUUAUGGUAUACUGAAGUGAUUUAUGAUUAUUGUGGCGUAGGGUUAUCAUAACUGUUGCGUACGUGGUGCUUAUUUUAUAAUACUUCAAACUUAUAAGUAAUGAUGCUUAACUCUGCUCGAAGAUGCUUCAAGUCUCUCAUUCAGCCAUCUAUUGUAGAAAAACAUCGCCGAUUCUGCAUAAUUUACAGGAAUAUUUUAAAUUUGAAUGGUGUUGCAAAAUACAACUUAUCUUCUAGAAUAUCUAACUUUCACUGCCAAAGAGGUGUGUCGACCGUGAACUCCACUGCCGCCAACACCAUCACGUUGAAGGACGAGAGCAGAGAGUUCAUGGCAGUGUUCCCGGAUGUUGUGCGCGACCUCACGGACGCAGGACGGCAUACCGACAUACCAGAGGCAAACAAGUGGUUUGCAAAGGUGCUGCAGUACAAUGUUCCGUCGGGCAGGAAGAUCCGAGGCCUGGCCCUGAUCUACGCCUACAAGCAGCUGGUACCAGCCGAACACUUGACGCCGGACAACUUGCGACUGGCGUACAUCAUGGCCUGGUGCAUCGAGAUGCUGCAGGCUUUCUUCCUGUUGGAGGACGACAUCAUGGACAGUGGGGAGGAGCGUCGAGGGAAACCGUGCUGGUACAAGCACAAUAACCUGGGUCUGGCCGCCAUCAACGAUGGCUUGCUGUUGGAGAGCGGUGUUUACCUGCUCCUGCGACGCCACUUCCGGGACAAGCCGUUCUACCUCGAUGCCGUCGAAGCUUUCCUCCAGAUCACACACAAGACCUUCCUGGGACAGUCGCUGGACAUCCACAGCUUCCACAAAGAUGGCCGCCCGAGACUGGAGCACUACACCAUGGACCGCUACAACUCGCUCGUCAAGUACAAGACUGCCUACUAUUCGUUUUGUCUGCCAGUGGUUCUGGCGAUGCACAUGGUAUUUAUCUCUUAGUGUUAUUUUUCUGACCACUUUGCCAGGGGCUUGUGCCCUUGAGACUUUGUGUUUUGUUCCGUUCCAUAUCUGUACUACCGAACGGGCAU
This is a messenger RNA of Bacillus rossius redtenbacheri, 1104 nucleotides long. Its product is annotated as farnesyl pyrophosphate synthase-like. The transcript has 5 exons. Gene Ontology annotation, molecular function: dimethylallyltranstransferase activity; (2E,6E)-farnesyl diphosphate synthase activity. The record is from RefSeq and is a predicted model, not a curated record. Gene Ontology annotation, cellular component: cytoplasm. NCBI's taxonomy places the organism in Eukaryota, Metazoa, Arthropoda, Insecta, Phasmatodea, Bacillidae. Gene Ontology annotation, biological process: trans, trans-farnesyl diphosphate biosynthetic process. The coding region runs from base 176 to 1015 and encodes 279 amino acids.